This is a messenger RNA of Naegleria lovaniensis, 384 nucleotides long. RefSeq lists its product as uncharacterized. The transcript has a single exon. The record is from RefSeq and is a predicted model, not a curated record. Lineage: Eukaryota; Heterolobosea; Eutetramitea; Acrasida; Naegleriidae. The coding region runs from base 1 to 384 and encodes 127 amino acids.
AUGAAUAACUUUACUGUAGAACAGUUGGUUCAACAACUACAAGAAGAACGCGAGAAAACCAGUGCUGCAUCUAAUCGUUAUCAGAGUCUUCAACAAGAGUUGCAAGAAGCAAAAACCUUCAAUGCUUCUUUGGUGAAGAGUUUCGACUCUGUGGAGAAGCAAGCGUUACAUUUGAGAAAACAAAAGGACCAGCUUGAGUCAAAUAGUAAAAGUUUUCAACAGAAAAACAGCGACUACAUUGAUCAAAUAGAGCUAGCGUUGAGUGACGUUCAACUUGGAGACAUGAGUAUUGGUGAUCUCAACCGGCUUCACAGUGUAUACCUCAACGAACUCACCAGAGUGAAUCGAUACCUUAGCAAGCUUACCAACAAGGAUAAGGAUUAA